Rotaria sp. Silwood1 is the source of this 804-nucleotide messenger RNA. NCBI's taxonomy places the organism in Eukaryota, Metazoa, Rotifera, Eurotatoria, Philodinida, Philodinidae. The record is from the annotation of a GenBank genome assembly.
AUGGAAACUGUACACCUAGGUCUUCCAGUUGAACGCAUCGAUGGUGCAUGUGAAUUUGAAAUUAAUGAUCUUAAAUGCAAUAUUUGUAAGAAUGUUCUUUGGCAACCAAUCGCGUGUAAGAAUUGUGAAAUAGCCUUUUGUUCAACUUGUAUUAAUCAAUGGCUUGCAGAAAACUCGGGAAUAUGUCGAAAUGAUUGUCGAGAAUUUGUUCAACGACAAUGUCCUCGAUUAAUUGUACAACAGCUUUCUCGUUUGCAUUUCAAAUGUGAAAAUUCACCACACGGUUGUGAACAGGUCGUUCCAUAUGACGACCUCGAAAAGCAUGAAUUGGAGUGUCAGUAUAAACCACUAGAGUGUCGUGGUUGUCAUGCAACAGUAUUGAAAAUGAAUUAUACUGAGCAUGACAAUAGUUGUGAAGAGAUCCAGUUGAUAUGCCCAGAAUGUAAUAUGACCUACAAGAGAGGUGAAGCUGCUACUGUACACACAGAAAUUAUAUGUCUCAAAGAACAACUUCGACAGCUCCGAAAAGACUUUGAAGGUAAUAAACAGCAAACAGGUGAACAAAUUCAACAGGUAACUGAAAAAAUGCAACAAUUACCUGAAGCCAUUCAACAACUUCAACAAACAUCUGAAACUAACAAACAACAAGCAAGUGAAGAGAUUCAACGCAUACAACAAUCAUUCGAAGUCUAUAAACAACAAACAGGCGAUGAAAUUCAUCAGAUUCAACAAACAUUUCAAACAAAUAAAGAAAAAUCGAACAAUGGAGUUGAACAUGUCAUCAAAAGACUUGAACGUGAGUAA